AUGACCAGCAAACCAACAGCCAACUCAGCCUCUAAGGCUUCUAAGCACAAGUCCAAGAAGUCAGCUUCCAAGUCUAUCGUUUCUGAGGGCUCCAAUGAUGUUGCGGCAGCACCUGCCCCAGAAGUCCCUGCAGAGGGUGCCAAUGGCUCUCAGGGAGGAGAGAAGGUAGAGAAGGCGGAGAAAGAGUACAUGAAGGAGGUCUCAAAGCGACUUAGAAGACAGACCAAGAAGAUGGACAACAUCAAAAAAUCUGAGGAUAAGAUCAAGGAUCUCACCGAAGAAGAGCAAGCCAUUACUAAACUCAUCAAUACCGAUGAGCGCAGUAAAAUUGCUGGCAAGCCCAUUACCUCCGCUGUAUUCAAAGAACUGAGCGAGAUUCACGAUACCCUUAAGAAGGUUGCCGAGGCCGAGGACAAGCGUGUUGAAGAGGAAAAAGCCGAGGCUGAGGCCAAAUUCGCCAAAGCUGUCGCCGAAGCCAGGGAGCAGGGAAGACAGGAAGGUCUUGAAGAGGCUACCGCCAAGAUCCUAACUGUUGUUAGGUUUUUGAGGUUGGCUGGGUACAGGAGGCAAGCUAAGAGUGGAAACGAUCAAGAAGAUGAUGCCAUCGAGAGAAUUUUGGUCCUAGUUUAUGGUGGUGAUCAGAGCGCAGUUGACGUCUGCAUGAAACUUGCGAAUGGAUCUGAUGAGAAAAUCGAUGAUUUCGACGUCACUUAUUCCCAAAUCAAGGACACCGCCGCCAAUCUCAGAGUUAUGGGAGAGGAGGAACCGGCCGAGGAGCUUGAGCCUGAGCAAGAGGAUUUUAAGGUUGAGUCGGAAGAGAUCGAUGCCGACGCCCAGCCCCCUACUGAGGAAUCUCAUAACGAAGAUCCGUCAGGCAACAUUGCUCAGCCUGAAGUAGUCGAGGAGGGUGUCCCUCCCCCACAAACUUACACUAACGGCGAAGUUGAGGCACCUACCUCAGUCCCAGCUGCGUCCAUUACCGCAGACGAUGCUGCCAACGAGGAGGCCAAGGCCGUCGAAACUGUAGAAGCUACUCCCGAGGUUCCUGAGGCUGUUGUUCCGAACGAGACAUCGGCCGAAACCACUGGCCCUGUCACCGACGAUCCCGUCGCCGCCGGUGAUGUCCCCACUGCGGAUACAAAAUCCUGGGCCGAUGAAGAAGUCAAGGCCCCUGAAGCUGCCACCGAAACUUCACCAGAAAACAAGGAGUUCCAGAAUGUCGAGCGUCGUGGAGGGCGUGGACGUGGAGGUCACCGCGGAGGCCCCAGAGGGGACUUUAGGGGAGGAUACCGCGGCCGAGGCGGUCACCGCGGCGAUAGAGGAGGUGAAUAUCGCGGCCGUGGUGGUGGAGAGUACCGUGGUAGAGGUGACGGAGAUUUCCGUCCCAGAGGUGAUGGGGAGUACCGUGGAAGAGGUGAUGGGGAGUACCGUGGAAGAGGUGACGGUGAGUACCGUGGAAGAGGGGGAUACCGUGGUAACAGGGAGAGGGGUGAUGGCGAGAACCGUGGAGGGUAUCGUGGUAGGGGACGCGGCGAUCACCAGCAUCACCAGGGCGGCCAGCAGCAGCAGUACCAGCAGCCACAGCCACCAGCUGCAAUCUCUACUUAG
Molecule: messenger RNA, 1608 nt
Organism: Morchella sextelata
Lineage: Eukaryota; Fungi; Ascomycota; Pezizomycetes; Pezizales; Morchellaceae
Exons: 4
Coding region: 1-1608 (535 amino acids)
Source: RefSeq, a predicted model, not a curated record